Etheostoma cragini (Arkansas darter) is the source of this 702-nucleotide messenger RNA. RefSeq names its product glia maturation factor, gamma (gene gmfg). The coding region runs from base 111 to 539 and encodes 142 amino acids. Gene Ontology annotation, cellular component: actin cortical patch. Gene Ontology annotation, biological process: actin filament debranching; negative regulation of Arp2/3 complex-mediated actin nucleation. Lineage: Eukaryota; Metazoa; Chordata; Actinopteri; Perciformes; Percidae. Gene Ontology annotation, molecular function: Arp2/3 complex binding; actin binding. The record is from RefSeq and is a predicted model, not a curated record. The transcript has 7 exons.
UUAAAAACAGGGAUCGUGACAGUCUGAGAGAAGCUUUCAGUUCGUCACAAAUUUGACUGUUUCUACAAGUCCCCCUGAAGACGAGGAGGCAGAAAAAUUAUCCUUUGAUAAUGUCGAGCUCUCUGGUGGUGUGUGAAGUGGAUGAAAGUCUGAAAGCUAAACUGAGCAAGUUUAGAUUUCGAAAGGAGACCAACAAUGCUGCCAUCCUUAUGAAAAUAGACAUGGAGAAACAGCUUGUUAUCCUUGAAGAGGAAUAUGAGGACAUCUCACUGGAUGAGCUGAGAGAUGAACUUCCAGAGCGGCAACCCAGAUUCAUUGUCUACAGCUACAAAUAUGUCCAUGCUGAUGGAAGGGUGUCUUACCCGCUGUGUUUCAUAUUCUCCAGUCCAAUGGGAUGUAAGCCAGAGCAACAGAUGAUGUAUGCAGGCAGCAAAAAUCAACUGGUCCAAGCUGCAGAGCUCACAAAGGUCUUUGAAACAAGAAAUGCUGAUGACUUGACAGAAGAAUGGCUGAAGAACCAGCUGUCAUUUUUCCGUUAAAUAUGCAUCUUCAAUACCACAGACUUUUUCUGUGUGAAACAUGAUCGUGGAAUUUAAUUUUCCAAUUGCUGUCCAUGUUAUUCCUAUUAAAUGUACUAUUUGAAAGGAAGUUUUGAUUUGUAAGUUUUGCAGUAAUUAAUCAUUUUAGUUGUGGGCAAUUCUC